Pipra filicauda (Wire-tailed manakin) is the source of this 3990-nucleotide messenger RNA. Its product is annotated as basic helix-loop-helix transcription factor scleraxis-like. Gene Ontology annotation, biological process: regulation of transcription by RNA polymerase II; developmental process. The record is from RefSeq and is a predicted model, not a curated record. NCBI's taxonomy places the organism in Eukaryota, Metazoa, Chordata, Aves, Passeriformes, Pipridae. Gene Ontology annotation, molecular function: RNA polymerase II transcription regulatory region sequence-specific DNA binding; protein dimerization activity; DNA-binding transcription factor activity, RNA polymerase II-specific. The coding region runs from base 1 to 498 and encodes 165 amino acids. The transcript is spliced from 3 exons.
AUGUUUGUACACCCUGCGAGGAGACCAGAGUCGGUCGCACCGGUGGAUGCGGGAGCCGCCCGGCCUGGAGGGCACCGGGCAGACGAGUCCCCCGGGGCCGGCACAGCUCGCCGUCACCCCGCGCUCCGCCCUGGGCGGGAGGGGAGGAGCGGGGGGUUUCCCGCGGGAGCCGCUGCCGAGCGCAGGAGCCGCGACAGGCUCAUCCCCACCCGGCCCGCCGACCGCCGCCUGUCCAAGGUGGAGACGCUGCGCCUGGCGGCCAGCUACAUCUCGCACCUGGCCAACGUGCUGCUGCUGCAGCAGCGCCGGCACGACGAGGGGGUGGACGCUGAGCAGCCCUGCCCGCAGAACCCGCAGCCCCGUGAGUCCCCGCAGCCCUGCUCGCCACCGGGCAGCUCCACGCCGCGGCCCAUCUGCACCUUCUGCCUCAGCGAGCAGCGGCAGCGGCACCGAGAAGGAGAGAAACCACCAGCUGGUCCAGCAGUGAGCGGGCACUGAACCGGCCGAGGUUCUCACACCAAUCCUGCACUGACUGUACCACUGCUCUGGGUAACGUCGUCACACUCAUGCUGCAUGUUUACAUUUAAAUAGCACAGUCCUAAACGAGUUACUUUUCAAGCCUGUAUGCACUUUGUUUCACAUUGUGAGAGGUUUGUUCAGGGUGUUUUUUUGCAAAAUGAAAUCGAACGCUGCUGGGAGGGUUGCACCUGGUGCAGCAGCUAUUUUAGCGCGAGAAACGUUAAACCUAAGCAGCCAAGCCCUGAUCCUGAUGUCUCCUGAACCUGUGUCGCAUGAUGAAACUUGAACUUCGAAACACACGGUGUGCCCUGUCAGAGGAAGCUGUCAUGGACACGCUGUGCCCUACGCCUCCAGCCCAGCCUGGGCUGCACGCAGCGCUGCCUCCCACUCCUCCAGCUGCACGCCAGUUCCCGGGGAGGGGGCCUGACACUGACAGCUGACAUGCCCGAGAGGUCUCAGUGAUGCUGGAAGAUUAUUUUAAGGUGUUCACAGAAAGUCAGAAAACUUCCAGUGAAAGCGCUGCUGGUGGCUGUGCGCAGGCACAGCAGCACAUCCGCACGGGACGUAGCCAGGACAGGACGGGAAGGUGGAGCAGUGUAAGCGAUGCUCUUUUCUCAUUAUCAGUGUGAGUCGUGCCAGUCCUUUAUAUAGCAUGGGAUAUUCCUAAAUCUGCCUGGCAAGCACGGGGUAGGGAGGGUUUCCCAAGGGCUUUUACCCAUUACGCAGGUCUUUCCCAAAUUGUGCCUGAACAUCACUGAGGUCAUUUACCUCCCCUCUGUUUAUUAACUUGUAUAUUUAUAUUCAGGAGUAACUCUAAAUAGCAAAUAAGCAUGUUACGUUUUCAGUUUUGGACAUCAGCGAAGCAGCAGGCUAGAAUCUUAAACCCCAGUAAUGCAGGAUUUUAAAAAAUAUAGGGAUAGUUUUAUUUUGCAAUGUUUUUAUAGCUAUUUAUAAUAUGCUUAAUUAGACUUUAAUUAAUCUUAACUUGUCACAUUGGGAGGCACUCUCUAUUUUUUAAAAGCUUAGUUACUGUACCACUCUGAGAAGUGCUGCAGAGAAUACUUGUCUGCCUUUUAUUCCCCUGAUCCCAUCUGUUCAGUGCUCCUGGCCAGCCUUGCUUUAGCCAAAAGUGAGGGCUGAAGGAGCAGCACUGUGUUGUUCACUUUAUUUUCUGUAUAGAACUUUCUCUUCUUCCCCUACAUAAGUGCAAAGCAAAUUCUGGCAUUCACUAUUUAGAACUUGGCAAGGGCAGGAUCUUAGUAUAUUGCUCAUACAACUUCAUAGUUUUAGUUUCCCUUCUCCUCUCCCCAAAACACACUGAUCACCUUUCCUUUGACACAAUGAGGAAAACCCUACUGCACCUACAGAACCUGGAAUAAACUUCUCCUCUGAAUCCUAAUAAAGAAAAAUACUGAAGCAAAGUCACAUCACAUCAAUCUAUUCAGUUAUUAAAAAAUAUAUGCUGUAUUUUCCUAGAUUGAGAAGAGUUGUUUGUUUUUAGAAGGUUUCUAUCAUUAACCUUGUUUUUAAUAAGGAACUUUAAAUGGUUGCAGGAUUAUGAUCUUUGUUUUGCUUUGGCAUUGAUUCAUGAAGCUGGAACUCUUUACAAGUUUUGUACAAAGUGCUUUUUAAUUUUGAUGUUGUGUUGGCCUGUGGGUAUAUAUUUCCACAAAGACAUCUUCUUGGCUUUUUUUUUAAUUAAUUUGAAAAAAUUUAUCUUUUAAAAAGGCAUUUACUCUAUAAUUAAAACUGAUCUUACUGUUAGGCCCUACACUCUUAUGAACACAUUAAAUCAAAGCAUUUGACCUCUUUACAGAUACAGUUAAUACUAAUUUAUUCAUUUAGCUGUAUCAUUCUGUAUGAUACUCUAAAAUGACAAAACAUAAUGCGGUUUCAAAUAAUUUUGGGGAAAUUCUGCUUUGAGUAUGCUCUGAGUUUUGAAAUUUGUAAGACAAUAAAAUCAUUUCGGGUUUUCAAAAUGUUGUGAUUUUAUUACAGUUCUAAGAGGUUUUUGUGUAUUUCUUUGCAAAUAUAUCGUAUUUGGAUUUAGUAGAAUGUCUAUAUACUUAGUUAUUAAUGGAAACGAGUAUAAAAAAAGUGAGGUCCACUUUUGCACCACACUAUUAGCUGAAAACUCAUUACUUGAAACUCUCAUAAAUAAUUUGUACAAUCCUAGAGGAAUUUGGUGUUUGUACUGCAAAUGGGAUUUUAUCUCUCUGGUUUUGUGUAGGGUUUAUCCAAAAUGCUUUUCAGUGACAAAAGCAGGAGCAAGCCCUUACGACUUGGCCUUCUCUCCUGUUUAAUGUAUCUCAGUGUAGCAUUAAAUUCUUCUCCCUUUACUCAGGAUUAACUGUUGAAUUCGACUGGGCUUGAAUACUUUCUCAGGGUUUCAAUAAUGUAGCACUGAUUGAUCAUGUCAGUAAUUAGACCCCAGAGCACUGUGGCCCAAAUAGUCAUGGUAUAGACAGAUAUUAUCUAUCCAAUACAAUUAUAACAGUGAUUUCUCUGAGGAACCUUUAUAUAUAUGUAACACUACGUAUUUAAAUGGGGACAAGUGGGGACGGAUCCGGAACUUUGCUGAAAUUUAUUUAUAAUGUAAAACUCCUCUACCCCUAGGAGCAAAAAAAAGAUACAGGAUUGAGCUGUUACUCUGUAAUGGGUUUUCUAUAAACCGAGAGAAAAUAAUUUAAUUUCUGGAGACGCAGAUGAAUUGAGGGCUCAGAUUGCACUUGUAAAGAGCUCAUCAUCAUUAGGUGCUUUAUUGAAUUUUUGCUGUAUGAGUUUUUGUGUCUUACCAGUUCUAUUUUUUUAAUCAUGGAGCAGGAUUAUUCAUGGCAUGCACAAAUAUAUAAGUCAAAAUUUUGAGGUGGUGGCGAGGCAUUGGAAUGACGUGGGUUUUUCCAGAGGUGCUGAACAACCUCUUGUUCUGCUGCAGACAUUGGGUUUUGACUCAUUUGUAAGUGCAUUCUGCUCUGUAUGUGUGAACAGAGGAAUGCCUGAUGCCAAUCCCAUCUUUGUUUUCCUGUAAACACUUGGCUAUUCGAUUUACAUGAUGCAUGAAUAAAGCAGAAACAGUGAGAUACACACCAUUUGGUCUCAGAUCCUAUUAAAUGAUUGGUAAAAUAUUCCCAGCAUAGUACUUUGUAUAAGUCAUUGUACUUAGUCUGCUACAUCACAGUAUGAAAACAGCAUCAAGCAAAAUAAAUAAAUCAUGUUGUUUGAUUUUGCUGCUUAAGUUUAAAGAAGUAUUUGAACAUAGUUCUCGGUUAUUUAUGAAUUAAUUGUAAUGUAAGUCAGAGUAGUUUCAUAUGUUAGCUACUAUUUUAAUUUCUGUUCUACAAAACAGAAGUUUCCGUUCAUGAAAAAUCUGCUUCUUUACAAAAAUCUGUAUUUGUUUGCAAAAUGUGCUUUUAUUUGCAAAAGGAAACAGUAUUUUUGUUACUAAUUUGAACAAUAAACUAUAAACACGAA